Striga hermonthica is the source of this 2418-nucleotide messenger RNA. NCBI's taxonomy places the organism in Eukaryota, Viridiplantae, Streptophyta, Magnoliopsida, Lamiales, Orobanchaceae. The record is from the annotation of a GenBank genome assembly.
AUGGAUGAAGAUGAUUCUUUCACUCUUAACCCCAUGCCCCGAACCCCACAGACCGAUUUCAAUCUCACCGAUGAACUCUUGUACAAUGGAUUUUGGUUAGAAGCUACUGAUGGAUAUGACUUUUGUCCAAAUAUAGACGGUGAUUUCACAAAUCCGCAACAAGAGAGCUUCGGCUUCCCAAAACUUACGGUAAAAUCGAAUUUUUCUACCGAGGCUACUCUUAAUAAUGUAGAAAUGGAUGAGUUUUUUCCACCUCAAUCUCAAGACUAUGAAGAUGCCAUUGCCACCCCAUUAGUCUCUUCAACUCAAUCUACAAAGUUAUGGUUUGGGCCAAACAAGAACUCAAUUGGCCCUUUACCCGUGAAGAAGAGAUUAAUGCACGCUAUGGAUUGCCUCAAAGAGUCCAUAAUCGAUAAGGAUAUCCUAGUCCAGAUAUGGAUUCCCGUGAAGAGAGGAGGGCGGCAAGUGCUCACGACUAACGACCAGCCGUUCUCACUAAAUCCACACUGCAAAAACCUCGCAGUCUAUCGAAAUGUGUCUGAAAGUUAUCACUUUUCGGCUGAUGCGAGUGCUAAGGAGUUUUUCGGGCUGCCAGGUCGUGUUUUCUUGAACAGGUUUCCCGAUUGGACUCCGGAUGUUCGAUUUUUCAAACGGGAGGAGUAUCCGCGUGUCAACCAUGCACAGGAGCAUGAUGUUAGGGGAUCGAUUGCCCUCCCGGUUUUCGAGCAAGGCAGUGGCGUUUGCUUGGGGGUCGUUGAGAUUGUGACGACCAGUCAAAAAGUCAAUUUUAGCCCUGAGCUUGAGAAUGUCUGCAAAGCUCUAGAGGCUGUUAACUUGAAAAGUUGUGAAAUUUCGAUUCCUUCCAAUGUAAAGGAUCCAAACGAACCGUACCAAGAUUCUUUGCGCGAGAUACAAAAUGUCUUAAAAUAUAUUUGUGACACGCAUAAACUGCCUUUGGCCCAGACAUGGGUGCCAUGCUCGCAGCAGCACGAAGGAAUCUGCCGAAAAUCGAACGAGACUUCAGCGUGUUGCAUAUCAACAAUCGACUCAGCUUGCUAUAUUGCCGAUGAAAAUGUUAUGGGCUUUCACGAGGCGUGCUCCGGUUACCACUUGCUCAAGGGCGAGGGUAUUGUUGGAAAAGCUUUUGCGUCUAAUCGGAUGUUUUUUGCCGAGGAUAUAAGGACCUAUAGCAAAACUGAAUAUCCACUGGCACACCACGCGAGGAUUUUUAACUUAUGCGCUUCUGGGGCAAUACGCUUGAGGAGCACAAUAAACAAUGAAAGAAUAUGUGAUUUUGUUUUGGAGUUCUUUCUGCAGCAGCUAAAUCAAGAAAAUGUGGAUGGCCCAAAAGUGAUGCUCGACUCGUUUUCUAGUGUCGUACAAGAGAAGUGCCGGAGAUUGCGAGUAAUUACUGAUGAGGAGUUGGCUCGAGAAAGUUUAUUUGGUGAAAAUAAUAUGAAUUUGGACUGGAUUGUGAAUGUGAUGGAUUCAGAGGAGAAGGGUAAAGGGUUAAAUGUUUCGUUAGCUGAUCACGAGGAGAAAUCAGAAGAAGAAUGUAAUACAUGGAAUAAAUAUAAAACAAGCGGUGGGAAUAAACGGGCAAAGAUAAAGAACAGUAUUACCUUGGAAGUACUUAGGCAGCAUUAUGCUGGGAGCCUUAAAGAAGCUGCUAUGAGCAUUGGAGUGUGCCCAACUACAUUGAAAAGAAUAUGCAGACAGCACGGGAUUACUCGUUGGCCGUCCCGAAAGAUCAAGAAAGUCAGCCACUCAUUGAAGAAACUUCAGGUCGUGAUCGAUUCAGUCGAGGGAGCCGAUGGUUCGAUUCAGCUCGAUUCUUUCUGUAACAACUUCCCGCAACUCAUCUCCUCAAAUCCACCAGAAAAAAGCUCCAAUUUGUCGACACCAAACAUAAAAACCAUUGUUCCAAUAUCAGCCUCGAGUUCCAGUCACUGUUUUGCUAACAACUUACAGAAAGGAGAAAGGCUAAAGAGAGCGCAAAGUGAAGCCAAAUUGCACGAGCACAGCCGAGAUAGAGCAGAACAGAUUCUUAUCAGGUCAAAUAGCCAUAAGAAUUUACAAGACGAUUCACCUGUUGAAACUCGACCUGUGACCAAAAAUAACAUCAUUGCACAAAAUGUGGCUACUCUUCGAGUAAAAGCAGCUUUGGGGGAGGAAAAUGUUCGGUUCAAGCUGAAACCGAUGUGGGGUUUUAAGGAUUUGCAGGAAGAGGUGUUUAGGCGUUUCGACAUUGGAAUUGGCAGUGGGUUUAGUUUAAAAUAUCUUGAUGAUGAUGGUGAGUGGGUUCUCUUGACUUGCGACGAAGAUCUUGAAGAGUGUGUCGAUAUACACAGAUCGUUCAAUAUGCAAACCGUUAGACUGUCCGUCAGUCAGCCGCAGCUCGGGAGUUCGUUGUCUUGA